AUGAAUUUUAAUAUUCUUAAAUAUUUAUCUAUUCUAUCUAUCUAUCUAUCUAUGUAUUCAAAAAUCUAUUUUAUCUAUCUAUACAAUUUAUGUUUACGACAAGGAGACGUUCGAGACUGCUCCCUCUCUCUCUCUCUCUCUCUCUCUAUCUAUCUAUCUAUCUAUCUUAGGAUAUUUCUAUUUAUCUGUCUCUUAAAAAUAAAGGAUAAUUUUUCUUUGUCUUUUUUUUUGAAAAUUCUAUCUAUCUAUCUAUCUAUCUAUCUAUCUAUCUAUCUAUCUAUCUAUCCAUCCCAUCUAUCUAUGAUACCUUUUCUUUCUUUCCUUUUUUUUCUUUCUUUAAAAAGAUUUUUUUCUAUCUAUUCUUUUUAUCUAUCUAUCUAUCUAUCUAUUUAUCUAUCUAUCUAUCUAUCUAUCAACUGUUUGGAAUUUAUUUCUCUAUCUCAAAACAAUUCAUAUUCAUUCUUUUCCUUUCUAUCUAUUAUCUAUCUAUCUAUUUUCUUUAUUUUUAAGUUAAUUAUCUAUUCAUUUUUUAAGAUUCUUCAUAUUUAUCUUUCUAUCUAUCUAUCUAUCUUUUUUCUAAGAAAAGAUACUGAAAAUUUAUGGAAAGGGUUAAUUUUAAAAACAUAUGUCUUUUUUGAUAUGGUUUUUUUUCUUUUUUUUUGUCUUUUUCCGAUCUUUUCCUUCUUUCUUUUUUUUCUCUCUUUUCUGCUAUUUUUGUUUCUUUUUCAAUCUUUUUCCUUCUUUUUUUUCUCUCUUUUCGGUUUUUAUCUCUUUCUUUUUCAAUAUUUUUCCUUCUUUUUUUUCUAUCUCUUUUCUGUUAUUAUUUCUUUCUUUUUCAAUAUUUUUCCUUCUUUCUUUCCUCUCUUUUCUGUUUUUAUUUCUUUCUUUUUCAAUAUUUUCCUUCUUUUUUUCCUCUCUUUUCUAUUUUUAUUUCUUUCUUUUUCAAAUUUUUUCCUUCUUUUUUUCCUCUCUUUUCUAUUUUUAUUUCUUUCUUUUUCAAUAUUUUUCCUUCUUUUUUUCCUCUGUUUUCUGUUUUUAUCUCUUUCUUUUUCAAUAUUUUUCCUUCUUUCUUUUUUCUCUCUUCUGUUUUUCUUUCUUUUUUUUAAUAUUUUUCCUUCUUUUUUUCUUCUCUCUUUUCUGUUUUUAUCUCUUUCUUUUUCAAUAUUUUUCCUUCUUUCUUUUUUCUCUCUUUUCUGUUUGUAUCUCUUUCUUUUUCAAUAUUUUUUCUUCUUUCUUUUUUCUCUCUUUUCUGUUUUUAUUUCUUUCUUUUUCAAUAUUUUUCCUUCUUUUUUUCUUCUCUCUUUUCUGUUCUUUUUUCAUUUUUCAAAACUUCUUUUUUAUUUCUUUCUUCAAUCCUUUUUUUUAUCUUUUCUUUCUUUUUUCCAUCUUUCCUAUUUUUAUUUUUUUUUGUUCCAUUAUUUUUUAUGCUUUUCAUUCAUUCUUUUUCUUUUUCUUUUUCAAUCCUUUUUCAUUUGUCUUUCUUUUUUUUUCCUCCACUCUUUUAUUUCUUUCUUUCUUUCUUUCUUUCUCCAAUCCUGUUUUGAUCUUUUCUUUCUUUCUUUCUUUCUUUCUUUCUUUCUUUCUUUCUUUCUUUCUUUCUUUCUUUUACAAUCCUUUUUUGAUAUUCUUUCUUUCUUUCUUUCUUUCUUUCUUUCUUUCUUUCUUUCUUUCUUUCUUUUACAAUCCUUUUUUGAUAUUCUUUCUUUCUUUCUUUCUUUCUUUCUGCCUUUCUUUCUUUCUUUCUUUCUUUCUUUCUUUCUUUUACAAUCCUUUUUUUUAUAUUCUUUCUUUCUUUCUUUCUUUUACAAUCCUUUUUUGAUAUUCUUUCUUUCUUUCUUUUUCUUUCUUUCUUUCUGCUUUUCUUUCUUUCUUUCUUUCUUUCUUUCUGCCUUUCUUUCUUUUACAAUCCUUUUUUUGAUAUUCUUUCUUUCUUUCUUUUUUCUUUCUUUCUUUUUUCUUUCUUUUACAAUCCUUUUUUGA
Acanthosepion pharaonis is the source of this 1980-nucleotide messenger RNA. NCBI's taxonomy places the organism in Eukaryota, Metazoa, Mollusca, Cephalopoda, Sepiida, Sepiidae. The record is from the annotation of a GenBank genome assembly.